Messenger RNA from Emericellopsis atlantica, 2860 nucleotides. Its product is annotated as sulfate transporter family-domain-containing protein. The transcript is spliced from 2 exons. Gene Ontology annotation, biological process: transmembrane transport. The record is from RefSeq and is a predicted model, not a curated record. Bases 170 to 2671 code for a protein of 833 amino acids. Gene Ontology annotation, molecular function: sulfate transmembrane transporter activity. Gene Ontology annotation, cellular component: membrane. Lineage: Eukaryota; Fungi; Ascomycota; Sordariomycetes; Hypocreales; Bionectriaceae.
CCCUCGCUCCUCAACGUGCGUCACUCACAUUCUGCUCCGUCACGAGUGAUGUGGACAGACGCGACAUGAUCGCAGGGCAUGCUGGCCAAGAAUCCUGAACCUGCCCUCCCGUCAACAGCACGACACCCAUCCGUCCAUUUCUCCAUCGGGCUUCUGACUUGACGCCACCAUGGUUUUCAACGCAGGCACCUUGCAACGUACGUUGGCGAGAGCUCUAGGGAUCGAGCUCAAGAAUCCGGGUAGCACGCGUUGCGAUGAAGAAGUCUGCGACGAGCCGUUGCUUGCACAGCAUGCAAGUGAGCCCUUUUUCGAAAGCUCGCCAACCACGGCGGAGUGGGUGAAAGGCCAGGUGCCAUCUCUUGACGAGACACUCAAGUACGCACGAUCACUGCUGCCAUGCCUGUCUUGGGUCGGUCAUUACAAUCUGCAGUGGCUCGCCUCUGACCUGAUUGCGGGAGUUACAGUCGGGGCGGUCGUCGUUCCGCAGGGCAUGGCGUACUCCAUGCUAGCCAAACUCGAUCCGCAGUAUGGCCUGUACUCGUCCUUUGUGGGCGUUAUGCUGUACUGGAUCUUUGGCACGUCCAAAGACAUAUCCAUCGGCCCUGUGGCCGUGCUGUCGACGCUCGUUGGCAACGUCGUCGACGCAGUACAUGCAUCUGGACUCGACACGCCGGCACACACCAUAGCCGCGGCGCUCUCCAUUGUCUCGGGGCUGAUUGUCCUAGCAAUUGGGCUGCUCCGAUGGGGAUGGAUAGUGGAUUUGAUAUCGAUUACCUGUCUGUCUGCCUUUAUGACCGGAUCCGCUGUGACCAUCGCAGCAAGUCAACUCCCGGCUCUACUCGGCGUAAAGGGGUUCUCCAACCGCGAUCCCCCCUACGAGGUGAUCAUCAACACCUUGGCACACUUGUCCGAGGCCAAGAUUGAUGCCGCAAUGGGCUUGUCAGCACUCUGUGCGCUCUACUUGGUUCGCAAUGGGCUGAGCAAGGCCGCCGUCCGUUUUCCGAAGAGAAGACAUCUGAUCUUCUUCAUCAACACCAUGAGGACCGUUUCUGUAAUCAUACUCUACACUUUCAUCAGCUUUGUCGUGAACCGGGAGAGAAGGGAAGACCCAGCUUUCGAGGUCUUGGGCAACGUCCCUCAAGGCUUUCGAAAAGUCGGCAGUCCGAUGAUCAAUGCCGAUCUUGUUCGCCGUUUCUCGUCAUAUCUACCCGCAACGGUCAUUGUCAUGCUCGUUGAGCACAUUGCUAUUGGCAAGUCGUUCGGCCGAGUGAACAAUUAUUCAAUCGACCCGUCCCAAGAGAUGGUUGCCAUCGGAAUCACCAACAUUAUCGGACCCUUUCUGGGUGGUUAUCCUUCAACUGGGUCUUUCAGCCGAACUGCCAUCAAGUCGAAGGCUGGCGUACGCACGCCUGCCGCCGGGCUAUUUACUGGCACCGUCGUCUUACUGGCCACGUACUUCCUCACCGGCAUCUUCUUUUAUAUUCCGAGUGCCGUCCUCGCAGCUGUGAUCAUCCAUGCUGUGGGAGACCUCAUCACUCCGCCCAAAACGGUCUUCCACUUCUGGAGUGUCUCCCCUGUGGACUGCAUCAUCUUCCUCAUAGGCGUCGUGGUGAGCGUCUUCUCACACAUCGAAGACGGCCUAUACGCCACGGUCGGCUGCUCUCUAGCGAUCCUGCUCUAUCGGAUCCUCAAAGCCCGUGGGCAGUUCCUGGGUAAGAUAAAGGUCCACUCCGUCAUAGGCGACCACGUCAUUCGAGACAAUCACCGUCAGGUGGCCGGGCAGUACGAAACAUUUGAGGAGGCAUCCACAGACGGGCCUGCGGGGCGAAAUGUAUACUUGCCCAUCGAUCACGGCGACGGAUCGAACCCCAGUGUGUCUCUGGGCAACCCUUACCCUGGCAUCUUCAUUUAUCGGUUUGCCGAGGGAUUCAACUAUCCAAACGCCAACUCGACCCUUGACUACCUCGCCGACUACAUUCAUGCGCGUACUCGUCGUACGAGCGUCGAAACUUUUGAGCGUCCAGGCGAUCGGCCUUGGAACAAUCCCGGACCUCGAAAGUCCGCCAAAUCUCGACAAGAGCCGAGUGCUGAAGACGAACUCCCCACUCUCAAAGCCAUCGUCUUGGACUUCAGCUCCGUGAACCAUGUCGACAUCACUUCAGUACAACGUCUCAUUGACGUCAGAAAUCAACUCGACAUGUAUGCUUCGCCAGAUGUGGUCGACUGGCACAUUGCCUGUAUAAACAACCGAUGGACGAAGCGCGCUCUGGUUGCCGGUGGAUUCGGUGUACCAACAAGGCCAUCUGACGGCCUGCACCACCGGUGGAAAUCCAUCUUCAGCGUCGCGGAAAUCGGUGGCAAUUCGUCAGCAGCGGCGGUGGCAGAAAAUGACGCCAACGAACGUGAACUCAGACUUCAUCCAACUUUGUCCAGAGAUGAGGAGCUGGCUCCUGACCAGCCACUCCCUCAGGCGCCUGGAGAUGGUGCCGAUGGAGAAGAGAAGGAACCUUCACUGGGAUCGUCUUCGAAGAGGAAACGUAAGGGGGCAGUGAUGAGCGGCCUCGACAUGCCGAUGCUGCACAUCGAUUUGACGAGUGCAGUACAAAGCGCCAUUGCAAAUGCAGAGGCACGACAAGAACAACGUGGCUUGCUGGAAGCAGAUACUUUGUAAUUUUUCAAUCGAUUUGAGUGAAACACAGUCGUGGCAUUGAAUAUCUGGUAGGUUACAUGUCAGCAGCCUGGACUCUGGACUCCUGGAGAGCACUCGAUAGCACCUACUGGUUACAUGCCCACGUGACCUCGCGUUUAUUUUCGCGAUUCACUUAACGCGGUCACCACUGUAUACGUCACACAGCCUACC